AUGGGAACCAAGAAAGUGUCUUACUUUUUCAAUCCGGAUGUAGGUAAUUUUCAUUACGGACCAGGUCAUCCAAUGAAACCGCAUCGGCUCUCCGUCAUCCACCACCUAGUAAUGAACUAUGGGCUGCACAAAAAGAUGCAAAUUUAUAGACCAUACAAGGCAAGUGCGCACGACAUGUGCCGAUUCCAUAGCGACGAGUACAUCGAGUUCCUGCAGCGAGUUACACCGCAAAACAUACAGGGGUACACCAAGUGUCUUUCCGUAUUCAAUGUUGGAGACGACUGCCCUGUGUUUGAUGGAUUAUUCGAGUUCUGCGCCAUGUAUACGGGUGCUUCGCUAGAGGGUGCUCAAAAACUAAACCACAAUCACAGUGAUAUCUGCAUUAAUUGGUCCGGUGGAUUGCACCAUGCAAAGAAAUUUGAAGCAUCCGGAUUUUGCUACGUAAAUGACAUUGUUAUUGGCAUUUUGGAGUUGCUAAAAUACCAUCCUCGCGUGCUGUACAUUGACAUCGAUGUACAUCACGGGGAUGGAGUGCAGGAAGCCUUCUAUCUGACUGAUCGCGUAAUGACGGUGUCGUUUCAUAAGUACGGUAACUACUUCUUUCCUGGUACGGGCGAUAUGUACGAAAUAGGAGCCGAAUCAGGACGAUACUAUUCGGUGAACGUUCCGCUUAAAGAGGGCAUCGACGAUCAAAGCUACGUACAGGUAUUCAAACCGGUCAUUUCAGCAGUAAUGGAGUUUUAUCAGCCGACGGCUAUCGUACUGCAGUGCGGAGCCGAUUCGCUUGCUGGGGAUCGGCUUGGUUGUUUUUCGCUUAGUACAAAAGGUCAUGGAGAAUGCGUCAAGUUUGUGAAGGAUCUAAACGUGCCUACGUUGGUUGUUGGCGGAGGAGGAUACACACUACGGAACGUGGCGCGUUGUUGGACAUACGAAACAUCACUCCUAAUCGAUGAAUCUAUAUCCAAUGAACUACCAAUGAAUGAUUAUCUUGAAUUUUUUGCACCGGACUUCACCCUUCAUCCUGAUAUUCCCAGCAGACAGGAUAACGCCAACAGCAAGCAAUACCUGGAGGCGAUUACGCGACAUGUUUACGACAAUUUGAAGAUGUGCCAGCACGCACCGAGUGUUCAAAUGUUUGACAUACCCGAGGAUGCAUUGCCGGAAGAGCUAAAAGCGGUCAAGAUGGAGGAGCCCAAUCCAGACGUGCGUGUAUCUCAAGAGGAUGAAGACAGACUGGUGGAUCCAAAAAAUGAAUUCUUCGACGGUGAUAACGACAACGAUAAAAGUGAAAAUGAGCCCUAACUUACAGGAAUAGUUGAGCAAAUGUAGCGCAUAGAAUUUUUUUCAUUUCAAUUUGUAGUAAUUGCGCAGUUUUCUUUUUCAUAUUGAAAUUCUUACAUAACUUUCCAUAACAAUUUCCACAACCAAACAAAAACAUCUGUACUGCAAAUGCUUUUGCGUUAUAGGAUGCAAUAAAGAUACUG
Molecule: messenger RNA, 1484 nt
Organism: Anopheles nili
Lineage: Eukaryota; Metazoa; Arthropoda; Insecta; Diptera; Culicidae
Gene: HDAC3
Product: histone deacetylase 3
Exons: 2
Coding region: 1-1302 (433 amino acids)
Molecular function (GO): histone deacetylase activity
Source: RefSeq, a predicted model, not a curated record